AUGCAGCACCCCGUCGUCGGCGCCGGCAGCGAGAUCGAGUGGAGCUCGCCCGACGGACCGCAGCGCGGGUACCUCGUCUUCCCGGAGGCGCACGUCGGGCGCAUCAUGACGGGCGUGGUCAUUGCCGCGGACGCACCGGGCUUUGCCAGCCACCAUGUCCGGACCUUUGCCGACAAGCUCGCGGAGCAGGGCUACAAAGUGCUCGUGCCCGAGGCGCCCUACGCGCCGCUCUCGGCAGUCGACGAAGUCAGCCGCACGCCGCAGUUUGUCCAGUGGCAACGCGAAGCGGCGGCCAAGCAAGACGACGUCCUCGCCCGGCUCCGCGCGGCCCGCGACGUGCUCAAGAACUUUCACGAGGUCACGCGCGUCGGCGUGCUUGGCCUCGGCGUCGGCUCGGAGGCUGCUCUCGCGCUGGCCUCGGAGAGCCCCGCGUCGUUCGACGCGGCCGUCGUCCUCUGCCCGACAACGCUGGCGCCGGUGCCGCUGUCGACGCCGACGCUCCUCGUGACGGGCGACCGCUACGAGUACAUCGACAUGAAGCAGAUCCGCGAGUAUGUGGCCGUCGCCAACGUGGACAGCCAUCUUCGCGUCAAGGCCUUGGCGGGCGGCCAGCGACACGGAUUUUGCUUUAGCCACAUCAUGGACGAAGACGCUGGAACGCUCGCGAUCGCCGAGGUGCUCGACUGGCUCAUCUUUUACUUGCACCGGUUCCGCCUCGCGGCCGGGACCAGCGACGGCGACCCGUGGUGGCCCCAAGGACGUAACGGACCCUUCUACAACGUCGGUCUCGCAAACUGGCAAGCGAAUCGCGCGCAGUGGACGACGCCGGUCCGGCCGCGGCCACCGCGCCGACCGCCCGUCGACAGCAGCUUGAUCCUCGAAGGCCUGGCGUCCAUGCGCCGGACGUUCGAGUUGCCGCAGCCCAUGAACUUGAGUGACGUCAUCGCGCUGUACGUCGACAUUUGGGACGUCAACCAGUAG
Messenger RNA from Saprolegnia parasitica CBS 223.65, 981 nucleotides. RefSeq lists its product as hypothetical. The record is from RefSeq and is a predicted model, not a curated record. Lineage: Eukaryota; Oomycota; Saprolegniomycetes; Saprolegniales; Saprolegniaceae. The coding region runs from base 1 to 981 and encodes 326 amino acids. The transcript has 5 exons. Gene Ontology annotation, molecular function: hydrolase activity.